CUUGCCCUGCAAUGAUUGAAGACAGAGCACUGAGUAAAGAGAGUGCUGGUGGCUUACAAGACACUCAAGCUCAACAUCAGCACUUUAGAACAUCAGAUUUUGUGUAGCUAUGGUUCUAGAUCAUCAUCUUCUGUUGGUCAUGUUACAACAUUCCUGUCAAACAAACAAACAAAGUCCUAACCCUGUCCCUAACCCCAGCCCUACUUUAACCAUAAACUAGGGUUGCCAACUGUCCUGUAUUUUGCCCAGUGGUGAACCACUUGAGGGGGACCCCGUGGUUGGACGAUGAAACGUCCCGCAAGAUGAAAAGGAACACCCACUACAGGACACACCCACACCAGGUCCUGUAUGUUUGUAUGUGUGCAUACCCUGUUCAAGCGAGGAUCUGGGCCUGGAUGCUGUCUAUACCUUAUAGCCCACCUGAAGAUGGACCCGUUGGACUUAAAGACAGAGAGACGGAGAUGCCUGCAAACAGCCCUAAAAGAGAGAUGGUAGCUUGUGACCAGGACCGUGCCUGUGGAAAGGGAUUUUCCUGUGACCACCAUUUUGGCCUAUGUGUCCCUCUGAGGCAGGAAGGGCAGUACUGCAGGCGAGACACUCAGUGUGUGCGAGGGCUCAGCUGCAUGUUCGGCAGGUGCUUCAGAAGCAUUCCAGAUGGGCAGGAAGUGCAUACAUUUUUCAAACUCUAUACCUUCUUCUUAGGGGCUCGGUGUAAACUUGACAGAGACUGUGGUGCAUCAAUGUGCUGUGCCCGUCAUCAUGGCGAGAGAGUGUGCAAGCAUCGGCUGGUAUUUGGCGACAGCUGCUUUGUGCCUGAUGGUGGACUGGCAUUCAGCAUCAACCAGAUCUGCCCAUGUGAAAAGGGUCUGUUAUGCCGUGGCCAUGGAGAACAACUUAAAAGAGGGAGAGAAUUUGUAUACCAACCAGAGUCCACAAGUUGGACUUGCCAGGCUCCAAACCAUGAAAACCUCAAACCUGUGUAAUUUAUUAAGCCAUUGUGCUGUGUGUGUGUGUGUGUGUGUGUGUGUAUAUAUAUAUAUAUGAAGUGGUUAUAAAAUAUUGUAUAUUUUAUUAAUAAUAAAAAAUUCUCAUAAACACUGUGCCUCUGUAUUGAUAAAUUGAAUUAGAAUUCAUCUCACAGUGGGAGAUCAUGCCCUUUGCUCUUAUUCUCUUAUUUAAAAAGUGAAUCAUUUUAAGAUAAUUAAAAAAAUGUUUAGAUGUGCUGGACCACAAAUUUUUAUUUAUUUAUUUAUUUAUUUUUUAACAUUACAGAUCAUUGUACAAAAACUAACAUUACUUAUAAAAUAUAUUUUUUUUUAAAUAUAAAUGUUGAAUAAGAAAUUUCAAUAUUGGGAACUGGUUGUUUUUAAGUCUAAAUGUUUAACUAUU
This is a messenger RNA of Myxocyprinus asiaticus (Chinese sucker), 1389 nucleotides long. Its product is annotated as dickkopf-related protein 3-like. Gene Ontology annotation, molecular function: co-receptor binding; receptor antagonist activity. Gene Ontology annotation, biological process: negative regulation of canonical Wnt signaling pathway; multicellular organism development. NCBI's taxonomy places the organism in Eukaryota, Metazoa, Chordata, Actinopteri, Cypriniformes, Catostomidae. The transcript has 5 exons. Bases 303 to 983 code for a protein of 226 amino acids. The record is from RefSeq and is a predicted model, not a curated record. Gene Ontology annotation, cellular component: extracellular region.